Messenger RNA from Sus scrofa (pig), 2686 nucleotides. RefSeq names its product component of oligomeric golgi complex 2 (gene COG2). The record is from RefSeq and is a predicted model, not a curated record. Gene Ontology annotation, biological process: intra-Golgi vesicle-mediated transport; Golgi organization; protein transport. Lineage: Eukaryota; Metazoa; Chordata; Mammalia; Artiodactyla; Suidae. Gene Ontology annotation, cellular component: COG complex; membrane.
GGCGGGCGCUGCCAUGUUGGCGGAAGAGGUGCCCUCUGUGCCGUGGAAACGGGUCGUGGCUGCGGCCGCCGAGUCCGUGCACGCAGCCGGCUGCUUCUCCUUGCUGGGGUGUCAGCGCUGAGAGGCGGCGACCGGCGGGAUGGAGAAGAGUAGGAUGAACCUGCCCAAGGGGCCGGACACACUCUGCUUCGACAAGGACGAGUUCAUGAAGGAAGAUUUUGACGUCGAUCACUUUGUGUCCGACUGUCGGAAGCGUGUCCAGCUGGAGGAGCUGAGGGAUGACCUGGAGCUGUACUAUAAACUGCUGAAAACGGCCAUGGUCGAGCUCAUCAACAAGGACUAUGCGGAUUUUGUCAACCUCUCAACAAACCUGGUUGGCAUGGACAAAGCCCUCAACCAGCUUUCUGUGCCUUUGGGACAGUUACGAGAAGAAGUUCUGAGUCUCAGGUCAUCCUUGAGUGAAGGAAUUCGGGCAGUUGAUGAACGAAUGUCUAAACAAGAGGACAUUAGGAAGAAAAAGAUGUGUGUGUUGAGGCUUAUACAGGUUAUUCGAUCAGUUGAGAAAAUUGAAAUCUUAAAUUCUCAAAAUUCUAAAGAAACAUCUGCACUAGAAGGAAGCAGCUCACUUUUGACUGGACAAAUUUUGGAGAGAAUUGCCACAGAAUUUAACCAGUUACAGUUUCAUGCUGUUCAAAGCAAAGGCAUGCCUCUUUUGGACAAAAUAAGACCACGUAUAGCUGGCAUCACGGCCAUGCUGCAGCAGUCCCUGGAAGGCCUCUUGUUAGAAGGGCUUCGGACCUCCAACGUGGAUAUAAUCCGGCACUGCUUGCGGACUUAUGCCACGAUUGACAAGACACGGGAUGCUGAGGCGCUGGUUGGUCAAGUCCUGGUGAAACCAUACAUGGAUGAGGUGAUUACAGAGCAGAUUGUUGAUACGAAUCUGAGUGGCCUCCAGCUCAUGUAUCAUAAGCUCCUGGAGUUUGUGCCCCACCACUGCCGCCUUCUUCGAGAGGUCACGGGAGGAGCCAUCUCAAGUGAAAAAGGCAAUACUGUUCCUGGAUAUGAUUUUUUGGUGAAUUCUGUCUGGCCAGAAAUAGUACGAGGAUUAGAAGAAAAAUUGCCCUCACUUUUUAAUCCUGGGAAUCCUGAUACAUUUCACCAGAAAUAUACCAUAAGUAUGGAUUUUGUAAGAAACUUUGAGCGGCAAUGUGGAUCACAGGCCAGUGUAAAAAGAUUAAGAGCACAUCCUGCCUAUCACAGCUUCAAUAAUAAGUGGAACUUGCCUGUUUAUUUUCAAAUAAGAUUUAGGGAGGUCGCAGGAUCCUUAGAAGCAGCACUCACAGAUGUGCUGGAAGACGCUCCAGCUGGAAGUCCGUUUUGCCUUCUGGCUUCUCACAGGACGUGGAGCAGCCUUCAGAGGUGCUGGUCCAACCAGAUGUUCCUGCCGCCGCUGGCACAUCGUCUGUGGAGACUCACUCUUCAGAUUCUGGCACGCUACGCCGUGUUUCUCAAGGAGCUUUCACUUAGGCCCAUCUCUAAUGAAAGCACCAAGGAUAUUAAAAAGCCUUUGGUAACUGGCAGCAAAGACCCCUCCGUCGCCCAAGGAAAUAGCGAGGACCAAGGCAGCGGGACUUCCGAGGCGAAGCCCGUGGUCUCUGUCUCCAGCACUCAGCUUGUGUACGCAGUUGCAGACCUGGACAGGCUUCAGGAGCAGCUUCCAGAACUCUUGGAAACAAUCAAGCCAAAACUUGAAAUGAUUGGCUUUAAGAAUUUUUCUUCUAUCUCAGCAGCAGCCCUGGAGGACUCCCAGCUGUCCUUGUCCGCCUGCAUGCCCGCCUUGAGUAGCAGGAUCAUCCUGGACCUGAGUGAGUCUUGCUUCAGUUACUUGAAAAGUGCCCUGGAGGUUCCCAGGCUUUACCGAAGAACCAAUAAGGAGGUGCCAACUACUGCUUCCUCGUACGUGGACAGUGCUCUGAAGCCAUUUCACCAGCUUCAGAGUGGGCACAAGGAUAAGCUCAAACAGGCCGUCAUUCAGCAGUGGUUGGAAGGCGCGCUAUCUGAGAGCACUCAUAAGUACUACGAGACGGUGUCGGAUGUGCUGAGCUCUGUGAGGAAGAUGGAGGAGAGCCUCAAGCGGCUCAAACAGGCCCGCAGAGCCACGCCCACCAACCCCGGGCCCAGCGGCAGUGGUGGCAUGAGUGAUGAUGACAAGAUCAGACUGCAGUUGGCCUUGGACGUGGACUACUUGGGGGAGCAGAUACAAAAGCUGGGCCUGCAGGCGAAGGACAUAAGGAGCUUCCCAGCUCUUGCGGAGCUUGUUGCUGCUGCGCGCGACCAGGCGACGGCAGAGCAGCCUUAAGCAUCUUGGCAGAGCCGGGGAGAGGCAGCUGGACCUCGAACUGCAGGGAAGAAAGCGGCUCUUUGUUCUCUGUGGGCCUGUGGCAGAAAGACACAUCUCCUGUCCCCAGCCGCACCUGCUGCAGCUCCCUCGGUGAAUUUGGGUCUCCUUUCCCAAAAAACACAAAAGCCUUUUUCCAUUGUAUGGAAGAUAGUUUUUAAGACAUUUGAAACUUUCUACCAUAGUUUACAGAGCAAAGUUAUUUUAUUUUUAUUGUAAAUCUUACUGUGGAAGAGUUGAUUCCCAAAAUAUGAUUGAAGUAAAUACACGUAUGUAUGAAUUCAAAAA